UGCAUGCGCACUCAGUGAGGCAACUCCCGCAGGACCGUAAGGAGCAUGCGCAUCUGGAGCGCGAGCUUGCGCCCUCCUUCUCCAGCGCGGGUGCAUGCGCAGUAGAGGAUCGGAAGCGGCGUCCGGGCGCGGCGGAAGCUGCUCGCUCCUUUCUGCUCGCGGGCGGCCAUCAUGGUGUUCAAACGUUACGUUGAGAUUGGCCGAGUUGCCUACAUCUCCUUUGGGCCACAUGCUGGCAAGCUGGUGGCAAUUGUGGAUGUUAUUGACCAGAACAGGGCGCUAGUUGAUGGCCCCUGCAGUGGUGUAAGAAGGCAGGCUAUGCCCUUCAAGUGCAUGCAGCUAACCGAUUUUGUACUCAAAUUCCCACACAGUGCUCGUCAGAAGCAUGUGCGAGUUGCCUGGGAGAAAGAAAAUAUUAAUGAAAAAUGGAUAGGUACAAGGUGGGCAAAGAAGAUUGAAGCCAGAGAAAAGAAAGCCAAGAUGACAGACUUUGAUCGCUACAAGGUCAUGAAGGCAAAGAAAAUGAGGAACAGGAUCAUCAAGCAUGAAGUAAAGAAGCUCCAGAAGCAAUCUUCCAAAAAAGCAUAAACUGUCAGUAGUCAAAUAAAGUUCCAGUUUACUAUA
This is a messenger RNA of Chelonia mydas (Green sea turtle), 624 nucleotides long. It is a transcript of the gene RPL14, whose product is annotated as ribosomal protein L14. The transcript is spliced from 6 exons. Bases 172 to 588 code for a protein of 138 amino acids. Gene Ontology annotation, cellular component: ribosome; cytosolic large ribosomal subunit. The record is from RefSeq and is a predicted model, not a curated record. Gene Ontology annotation, biological process: ribosomal large subunit biogenesis; translation. NCBI's taxonomy places the organism in Eukaryota, Metazoa, Chordata, Testudines, Cheloniidae. Gene Ontology annotation, molecular function: RNA binding; structural constituent of ribosome.